Molecule: messenger RNA, 3581 nt
Organism: Cavia porcellus (domestic guinea pig)
Lineage: Eukaryota; Metazoa; Chordata; Mammalia; Rodentia; Caviidae
Gene: Dcun1d1
Product: defective in cullin neddylation 1 domain containing 1
Exons: 7
Coding region: 170-949 (259 amino acids)
Biological process (GO): protein neddylation
Cellular component (GO): ubiquitin ligase complex
Molecular function (GO): cullin family protein binding; ubiquitin-like protein binding; ubiquitin conjugating enzyme binding
Source: RefSeq, a predicted model, not a curated record
CCGUCCCUCCGCCUCCGAGCCCCGGGGCAGCCUCCUCGGGCCGCGCCGGGGCCGCCCGCACUGCGCAUGAGCGGGAGCCCGGCGAGCCCGUGAGAGGAGCCGCCGCCGCCGCCGCCGUCCAUUCGCUGCGGAGCCGGAGGAGGAGGGGAGAGGCCUGGAGGACACCAACAUGAACAAGUUGAAAUCAUCGCAGAAGGAUAAAGUUCGACAGUUUAUGAUCUUCACACAAUCUAGUGAAAAAACUGCAGUAAGUUGUCUUUCUCAAAAUGACUGGAAGUUAGAUGUUGCAACAGAUAAUUUUUUCCAAAAUCCUGAACUUUAUAUACGAGAGAGUGUAAAAGGAUCAUUGGACAGGAAGAAGUUAGAACAACUAUACAAUAGAUACAAAGAUCCUCAAGAUGAAAAUAAAAUUGGAAUAGAUGGCAUACAGCAGUUCUGUGAUGACCUGGCACUUGAUCCGGCCAGCAUUAGUGUUUUGAUCAUUGCAUGGAAGUUCAGAGCAGCGACACAAUGUGAGUUCUCCAAGCAGGAGUUCAUGGACGGCAUGGCAGAAUUAGGAUGUGACAGCAUAGACAAGCUAAAGGCUCAAAUACCCAAGAUGGAACAAGAAUUGAAAGAACCAGGACGAUUUAAGGAUUUUUACCAGUUUACUUUUAAUUUUGCAAAGAAUCCAGGACAAAAAGGAUUAGAUCUAGAAAUGGCCAUUGCUUACUGGAAUUUAGUGCUUAAUGGAAGAUUUAAAUUCUUAGACUUAUGGAAUAAAUUUUUGUUGGAACAUCAUAAACGAUCAAUACCAAAAGAUACUUGGAAUCUUCUUUUAGACUUCAGUACAAUGAUUGCAGAUGACAUGUCUAAUUAUGAUGAAGAAGGAGCAUGGCCUGUUCUUAUUGAUGACUUUGUGGAAUUUGCACGCCCUCAAAUUGCUGGGACAAAAAGUACAGCAGUGUAGCACUAAAGGAACCUUCUAGAAUGUACAUACUGUGUACAAUAAAUGCAACGGAAAAUUGCACAGUCAAUUUCUGCUGGCUGGACUGAACUGAAGAUCAAUCCUCACUAUUCAGACUGAGGGUUGAGACAAAACUUUAAGGAUACAUUUUGGACCAUAUCAUAUUUCAUUCUUCUAAUGGUGGUUUGGGCUUGUCUUCUAGUCUGGGCCGCUCUAAACAUUUAUAAUUCCAACGUUGUGGAUUUCAUCUUAAUCUCUGUGGACCAUCCUAGUUUAUUCUCCCAUAAGUCUUAGAAGCUUGAUGGUGAUUAUUUUGAGGUUUCCAUUCUUGCAUAAAGCACAAUGCUGUCUUCAUCAGAAAACAGUUUGGCAUAUGAAUUAAACAUAAUGAACACCACAAACAAUUUAUAAAAACUUAUAAAUAUAUGCUUUGGGCUAGUUGCAAAGACUAUGCUGAUAGCACUUCCAAUGAGAGUGAUAUAUUUAAGUGUACAGGAUCUGGAAUGGUAUUUUGGUUUGGGGGGAUUUUUUUCCAGGAAAAUCACAUGUAUUGUUGACAUAGAGUAUCUGAUGACAGAAAUAGCAGAACAACCAUCGUGAAAAAUUUUUAGAAUAACUUGCUGCCUACCUGGAAAUGUGUUUUAGACUCUUGAUUUCAAAAAGGUUCCACAGAAUUAGUCUGCAUUUACCGUAUCCAUGUUUAUAGGUAAUGGUCCUACAGGGAGCUUUUAUUCAGCAAAUAUCUGCAUCAUGUUAGGCACCACUGUUGUCUACAUUAUGCACCACAUAAUUGGAUUUCAUUAUGCUUUUGAAAUGCUUCUAUGCCUAUCAAAUAAGUUAAACUAUUUAAUUUGUUUUGAAUGUUUUGAAUUGCUAUACAAUACAAUAUCCUAAAUUUAGGCAUGAGGGUUCAUCUUUUUUUUUUUUUUUUUUUUUUUUCCUUUUUGGUCAUCGCGCUAUGGAACACAAAUGAAAUUCUCUUAAUUUAUAAAAGAAUAGUGUAAGUUAAAUUUUGGAAAUGGUUAUGAUGAGCCGUGAAGUUCAAUCUGUAUAAUAUAGGUACUGCUCUUUCAGACAACUAGUCCAUUUUUGAUGACUUCUUAUUUUGUUGAAAUUACUGUAACUGCUAAUCACUGUGGUUGCCAAAUAUUUACUUCAGGAGCAGAGAUUUUCAGAUAAGCAUACACUAGAUGAAACAUACCAAUCUGGCUUCUAUUUUUGUAAAGUAUUUAGUCUCCUGACUGUUUUUGUUUCACUCAUGUUAGCUCCGUUUUCACAUCAAAACAGAGUGCUACCUUGUAUGGACCCCUCUCCUUUUUUUGGUCACGAGACCCAUGAACAACUUUGCUGCCUCAAUUGCCCGUUUUUGUUUACUUACUGUGGUGUGAAGAAGGGUUCAUUGCUUUCGUAAGCAUUUAUGUGAGGCAGGUGAAGGACGGGGAGCUCACACUCGGGAUGACAGUGGUCCUCGUAGGCACAGGGUUUGCGUGGUGUAUCCAGGUCCUCCCCGAGGCCUGGUGUCGCCGAUGGUAAGGGAAGGUGCCUCAGAACAGCAGUGCAUCUUACACACAUGCAGAGUGAUUUCAAAGGACAGUGACGUUAAAAUUGCUUUUUAUUUACAUAAUUUUGAAAUUAAUGAGCUAUUUUAUUGAUAUUCCAGUCAUAACUUUUAAUUUAAGAAUAUAACUUUACCAUAACAAAAACUGAAAAAUUUCCAUUCAAGUUACUGGAAUUAAUUAUUAAAAAGAAAAAAAGGGGAAGAAUCCUGCUGUUUUCAUUUUUGUAAAUAUAAAAAAGGAAUUUCAAUUAUGAAAAAAUUUUAAAAGGUAAAAGUACAUGUACUUUUAUUUCCUGUCUUAAAGAUUUUGAGUUACAAUUCCGUUUUCAGAUUAUUUCAAGUAUGCUGUGUUUUGAAAUGAGAUCCCAUUUUUUUCCCUCCAGUAUAAAUUGUUUUCAUAAAAAUCUGGUAUUGGUUGUGGCCUAGUGCCUUGGGUUUUACAGAUUUUUCUUUUAAAUGCAAGAAUUUUCAACAAAAUAGUGUUUGUCAUCAGUUUGGUACUAAACACUUAUAAUUACUGUGUAAUUAUAAACAAAAGUACAUAAAGCUUUGAAUAUAAUUAUGUAGCAUAAAAGUUAAGGUUGUUCAUUAUGAUGGCAUCUUAGAAUUAAACAAAGCUAUUACUAGGGCUGAAAAGAACUGAUUGAAUGUGUUGUGAUUAUUCUAAAGAUAAAUGUCUGAAUACAGGGGAUAUUUUGUACUAAAAAUGCUUAUGUGUGUGUGUGCGUGUGUGCGCGUGUGUAUGUGUAAGCGUAUGUGAGUCUGAAAAGACACACACACAACUUGAAUUGCUUUAAUUCACAAGCAUUUCAGUCUCUACUCUGCUCAGCUCCCCAUGCUGAUUCUUUUCAGGUUGAACCAGUUUCUUUUUGCCAAAUGUCAGAACAGGUAUACAUUUUAAAAUGUAAUGCUUUUAAAAUAGUAAAAUGUAAAAUUAGAAGUGCCCACAUAUGAAAACACUGGAGAUCAAGAUUAUCUUUAGUGAAUAUCAUUGCAUAUCUCUGUACGUUCAGUUGUGUUCCUACAAUCCCUGUCAUCCUCCCAACAGAGGCAAUAAAAACUGCAGUGAAAUUGCCA